This is a messenger RNA of Mercenaria mercenaria, 7012 nucleotides long. RefSeq names its product ceramide synthase 2-like. Gene Ontology annotation, biological process: ceramide biosynthetic process. The coding region runs from base 72 to 1121 and encodes 349 amino acids. The transcript is spliced from 10 exons. The record is from RefSeq and is a predicted model, not a curated record. Gene Ontology annotation, molecular function: DNA binding; sphingosine N-acyltransferase activity. Gene Ontology annotation, cellular component: membrane. Lineage: Eukaryota; Metazoa; Mollusca; Bivalvia; Venerida; Veneridae.
GCCGGAGUCCAAUAUAUCACCAAGGACGCUUAAGAUUAAAGAGCGUUCGACAACACAGACUUUCAAACAAGAUGAAUUCCAUCUCGCAGUAUUUUUGGAGCGAAUAUUUCUGGUUUCCAUCAGGUUAUACGUGGAAAGAUCUCGAAAAUGCCCCUGGAAGUAAAGAGUAUCUGCCCCAGACUAACGAUAUAUUGUGGUCUAUUCCACUUGGAAUUCUUCUGUUAGGGAUAAGAUACAUUUUUGAACAAUAUUUAAUGACACCUCUAGGCUACUGGUGUGGGGUGAAGAGGAAUAAGAAAACUGUCCCAGUUACUCCUAACCCAGUUCUUGAAAGUCACUUUGAGAAAAAUGGCAUAACAUCAAACAAUAACUUAGAGUCUGUAGCUAAGCAAACUGAUAUGACAGUUAGAGAAGUAGAGAGAUGGCUGCGUAACAGAAAAGCCCAAUCAGUAACCAGUGACAUUACUAAAUUCAGGGAGUGUGGGUGGCAUUUUACAUUCUACCUGGGCAUCUUUGUGUAUGGUCUUGUUGUAUUAUGGGAUAAAAACUGGUUUUGGACAACAUCAUUUUGCUGGACUGGAUGGCCAAAAUUAAAUGUUCCAAGGGAGAUUUACUGGUACUAUAUGAUAGAGUUGUCAUUCUACUGGUGUCUUGUUUUCUCAAUGGUGACAGAACAUAAAAGAAAGGAUUUUAAUCAGAUGAUUAUUCACCAUGUUGCUACUAUACUGCUGAUGUCCUUCUCUUGGGCAACGAACUUUGUCCGUAUAGGUACGCUUGUACUUUUAACUCAUGAUGCAGCGGAUUUUCCAAUGGCGGCAGCAAAAAUGAUGAAGUAUAGCGGUCAUAAAAAGGCGUGUGAAAUAUUGCUGGGUGUGUUUAUAGUAGUAUGGAUCCUAUCCAGACUUGUUUACUAUCCAUUUGUAGCUUUAUAUUCAGCCAUCAUCGAAGCCAAUCAAAUUGUUGGGUCUUGGUUUGCCCAUUAUGUGUUUAUUGGCUUACUGCUUACCCUACAAAUUCUACAUCUAAUAUGGACGUAUAUGAUAGCUAGAAUUGCAUACCGAAGUCUCGUUCAUGAUAAGCUAGAAGACGUGCGCAGUGACUCAGAGGGUGACAGUGACUGAGACAAGGGCAAUCAAGACAAAGAUUUCAGGAGAAAAUUGGACCAACUUGAUAUAGAAGAAUGUCAAAUAGAAUCUCAAUCAUUCAGACUUGUAUAACAGUCUUCACCAAUGUAAAAUUCUCUCCACUCAUUCAUUUAAAAUAAAACAAAAAGAAGAAAAACUGAAAAAUAAACCCCUUCGAUUCUAUUUCAUUAUUUUAAGAAACAAAAUUGUUAACUUCAGAAUUAAUGAAUAUUACAUAUAUUUGGGUUUAACCAGUUCUCCUCAUUUAUAUCUAUAAAACUUUAACCAUACAAGUAUGCUACAUGUAUUGGUUGUAAUUCAGUUUCUCAGAAAGAGUUGUUUGGCAGACAUUACAAAAAUCUCAAUGAAUAUACAGGCAGGACUCUUUUUCUUCUUUUUUUUCAUCAAUGUUUGCAGUCUGAAACUUAGAAAACGUCAAAUGUUCAGUGUGCGAUAACUUUGUUUAUGUCAUAUUUACAUGAAUGAAAAUUGGCUCAGCUGUUUGUAGCUAUAGAAUGCACUUUCAUGCAAAGUUUCAUCACUGUGCUAAUACAGAAAUGAAAUUUAGCAUUGUAAAGUCUAAACAUUGUCAUUUUAUACUGUGUUGUAGAAUAGAAGCUGUUUGUAGUUUACUCAGAUGAAAUCAGGGUUAUAUAUAUCUAACAACCUACCACUUGUGUGUGACUUAUACGAGACUAGUAAUAGGUAGUGAGAGUUGUUACCUCUGCCACAUACACUAUAUAAUUGUGUAAUUAACAGAAGGUUACUAAUUAAGCAUCCAUCACAUUCUUUUGUUUUGAUGGUAGAUACUUGAUAUGUACUUUACCAGUCCUUUUUGUUUUAUUACGGGUAAAUGCCCAUUAAUUGUUUAAGUUGUUUAUAUGAGCUUCAAAGGUCUGACAACACCUGUACCUACAUUUCAUUUACUGUGUCGUCCUUAUCAGUGGCACAACUGUAACUGCUAUUGUUUUGUGUAAGAAAAAUUGUAUUUUUUGGUUUGUAUUUUUAUAUUUAUCUGGGCUAAUAUUUGGUGUACUGUGUAUAUGUUAGGUUUUAAUUAGAAUGACGACAUUUUGUAGGGCAAAUGGAUGUUGCGUAUUCUUCGUUUUUUUUCUGCCGUACUCUUGUUUAAGAUAACAGAAAACUUUCCCAGAGGAACCAGUAAAGUUUAAAACCUGCUAAAAAUCAUCCAUGAACAGGAUCCCACAGACUAAAGACCAGGGUCAAUUCUUAUAAAACUGCAAUUGGAGACCAGUCUAGAAAUUCUAGCAUGUGAUUGGUUGAUUCUGAGCACAAAUUUGAAAUUGACCAAUGACAAAACUGCUUUCUCAGACUGGUCUUAAAACUCAGUUUUGUGAUGUUGAAGGCAGUAGUUUAAUUUACCAUCAUUGCAUUUUAAGUGUAUUCUAACAUAUAUUAAAAUAAGUCUACUUGGAAAACAAAUAAGGAGGUUUUUGUCUACAAACAGUUGUGAUAUAACUGUGUUAAAAAGAUUUAUUAUAAGUUUUACAAUGCCCGUUUAUAUAAAAUGUCAACUUGUUUAAAAGCCUGUUAUUUGACUUGUUGGUAUAUUUACUGUUCUCGUUAGUGGUGUUAAUGUUGUUGUCAGUUAUUUUUGUGUUUUUUAUCCAACUGCUAGUGAGUAUUGAUAUAAUCCAAAUGUAUUUUUUUUUAGAUAUUAUUUUGACAUGUUGCUUUGCUAUGUUUAUGUUAGUGAACACUUUUCUGUGACAUAAAAAGGUUGUGUUGUGAUUUUACAUUACUUUUGUCUUCAGCUUUCCUUUAUAUAAAACCUAAAAUGAACUAGCUAAACUGAUAUUGAGGACCAGACAUUUAAUGCAACUUUGUCAUUGGUCAGUCUCAAGAUUAUGCAUCCAAUCAGACGCAGUGUUGACUGAUGUCCAAACUUAGGAUUAUAACAGGGGAACCAGACUUGAAGGUUUUAAAACAAGGGAAGAAAAAGGCAAAAUUAAUGAUUUACUGCCAUAAACAAUUCAUUUAUUGUACAAUUACUUGCUUUUUAUCCACUUUGUUAUAAAUGUUCGUAUUUUUAUAUUAUAUAUUUAUAAAUUUUGCUGUCUACAAGUUUCUUCAGGUGAUAUGUGCAUUCAGAUCAACAAAACAAUGGCCAACAUUACAUUCUAUUUCUUUUGUCUUCAUACAUGAAUUCAUUAUACAAAGAAAUCCAAGGACACGGUUCUUAAUAUGUUACAUAUCUGUAUAUCAGUAUAAACAAUAUACUGGUAGUGAUUCACUGUCACAGUUAAAGUCCUAUUGUGCACGCUAAAUGUGCACACAACUCCACAGAUUUAUUAUUUUUGGAACAUUAAAAAAUAUUUUCACCAACAUUUUGUAAGUAAUUAUACAAAUUGGAAUUAAUUGUGAAGUUUUGGGCACACUGAAAAAAGAUAUUCUUUUUAGCUCACCUGUCACAUAGUGACAAGGUGAGCUUUUGUGAUCACCCUUCGUCCGUGGUCAGUCGUGUAUGCAUCCGUCCGUAUGUCUGUCAACAAUUUCUUGUCUGCACGAUAGUGGUUUCAUUUAUGAUUUUAUUUUAACCAAACUUACACAAAACUUGUAUCACCAUAAGAUCUCGGUUCCUUUCUUGAACUGGCCAGAUCCCAUUAUGGGUUCCAGAGUUAUGGCCCCUGAAAGGGCCAAAAUUAGCUAUUUUGACCUUGUCUGCACAAUAGCAGCUUUAUUUAUGAUUUCAUUUUUACCAAACUGGCACACAACUUGUAUCACCAUAAGAUCUUGGUUCCUUUCUUGAACUGACCAGAUUCCAGUAUGGGUUCCAGAGUUAUGGCCCCUGAAAGGACCAGAAUUAGCUAUUUUGCCCUUGUCUGCACAAUAGCAGCUUUAUUUAUGAUUUGAAUUUAAUCAAACUUGCACAAAACUUGUGUUGCCAUAAGAUCUCAGUUCCUUUAUUGAUCCAGCCAGAUCUCCUAAUGGGUUCCAGAGUUAUGGGCCCUGAAAGGGCCAAAAUUAGCUAUUUUGACCUUGUCUGCACAAUAGCAACUUCAUUUAUGAUUUGAUUUUAACCAAACUUGCACACAACUUGUAUCACCACAAGAUCUUGGUUCCUUUCUUAAACUGGACAGAUUCCAUCAUGGGUUCCAGAGUUAUGGCCCCUUAAAUGUCCAAAAUUGGCUAUUUUGGCUUUUGCAGCCAUAAAGAGACUUCAUUUAUGGUUUUAUUUGAUACAAACUUCCAAAAUAUCUUCAACAACAAUAAAUCUUGGAUUCCAUGACAAAUCAGAUCCAUUCGUAGUUUCCAGAGUUAUUUUAUAUCUGAUUACCUCCCCUGAUUGUAGUCAAAAUGGAUUUAAAUCAGUAAGUAUUUACAGGACUUAUUUGAAAUUUCAUUAUUGUCAUUAGUUGGACCGAGGCAAUCAGGGUAUAUAACUAUGGACUGAUUUUAUUUCAAAUUACCUCCCUUUAUUUUUGAAAUUAAAAUGGGUAUAUCUCCGUAACUAAUGAAGAUACUGAUCUGAAAUUUCAUUUAUGUUAACAGAUUUAUUUGGCAGAUCCUUCUUUUGUUAUCUUACAAUAAUUUUCUUUUGAAUUACUUCCCUUUUACGUUACUGUAAAUAGCCUAUUUUUAGUAACUUUUUUAUUAUUGGCCGUAGGGAAAAACUGAGACCACUUUUCUGUGGUACAACAUGGAUGGUACCUCCAAUUUUUAGGUGUAUUUUGACAUAUCUUUACCUUGUAAGAAUUUUGUUUUUCUUUUUGGUUAAAUUUCUUUCCUUUGUUGUUCCUGUCCUUUGGACUUAGAUAUUUUUUCUGAGGACCUUCUUGUCCUCAAGUGCAAUGAUAACAGGUGAGCGAUAUAGGGCCAUCAUGGCCCUUUUGUUUAAUCUGAAUAAGUGGAAUUGUUACAAACUAGAAAUUAAAAGCAGAAAAUAUUUAAGAAAGAUCUUCAGAUCAUUUGUAGAUAGUAUAUCUUAUGUUCUUAAUUUUGAUAGUUUGAAGCAAAUUUUGAGGUUUGCCCAGUUAAACAUUUGUGAUUGCAUUUCAGUUCAUCUUAUAUUCAUUUACAGUAAGACUUGAUGGGUAGGAGUAAAAUCUUUCGGCCUCAGAAAGAGAGUAAACUUUAAUGAUUUUAUUUAUAUUCACAACAGUUAAAUGGUUUUCUGUAUAAUGCUCAAUAUUUACCUACAUGCAUGCUGCUUAUUUAUUAUGUCUCCCACCACACAGUGAUGUGGGAGACAUAUUGAUUUACUCCAGUCUGUCUGUCUGUGUGUGUGUGUGUGUCUGUCACAAAGCUUGUCUGCACUCUUUAAGUCGAACAUUUCUCAUCCGAUCUUCACCAAACUUCAACAAAAUGUGUCUGCCAAUAAGUGCUCGGCCAAAUUCUAUUACUAGCCAAAUCGGCCUAGGCACUUCGGAAUUUUGGCCCUUGAAUUACCAAAAAACACUCGGAUUUCUUGCGCAGUUUUGCCCCCAAACCGGCGCCAUCCUUUUGGUGUCAAGAAAGCGCAUGCACAUGUGGAUUAAGUAAACAGUAUAUAAAGACUGACUUACUAUUUAGGUGAUUAGGCAGUUGUGGGAGACAUGCGCUUUUCUCAAAAGCAUCUCUAGUUUACACUUACUACUGGAAAUAUUUUACACAUUCUACUGAAAAUAUGUUACACAUUCUAUUGGAAAUAUAUUACACAUUUGUGUGUUUGAUGUCUUUUUCUAAAAUGGGAUCAUUAUUCAAAAUAUGCUUUAAUGAUUUGUAUACAGUACAGGGAUACUUCUCUCAAAAAAUCAUGUCAUUAAAAUUUAUUCCAAAGGCCGUACGUAAUGUUUAAAAAAAUCUAUUAAACUUCAUUUUUGCAUCAAAUGUCGGAACAAGUUUUUUAUUGUUCCUCUGCUGAACAUAUAUUAACAUCUGCUUAAUGUGUUCUGUCCAAUUUAGGUUAAGGUUAUAUCAGCUAUUUUGUACUUCACUAUAAAAAAAACUGUAUGAGAUACCCACUUAGAGCAAAUGCCUCGCUAAAAAGACAGCAGGUGUUUCAUUUUGUGAAGAGAUCUGCUCUACAUUAUGUUACAGACAAUAGAACCACAUGCAAAUUUGUAAAGAAAAAAAUCUUCUAUUUAGCCUGUUAUUUGGGACUAUUCUGUUAUUUUUAUCAACACAUUAAUUUUAGAGCCAAAAAUUUGUAAACUUUGACCCGUAUGUUAUAAAAUCUUGCUGUAAGUUAUAAAAUUCUGUUACUACUGUAUUGAACAGUUUAUCAGUAUUGCUAGUUAUUGUGUGAUUACAUGAGCGCUAGAAUGUUCAAACUGUCUGUAUAUGUACUCAAAGAAACUUCUUCCAAACUUUUUAUCCAUUAUGUAUAUUUAACUGUCUUAUCAAAACAUUCCAUGUUAGUGUUUGACAUUUAUUUAUUGUUGUUUUUUUUUGCUGAUCAAAAUCUAUUUCAUGGUCUCUUUUUUUCAGAUCACAAACUAUCCCAUUCAAAGUACUUUUUACUGUACUAACUGUGUGUAUGUGCCUACCUUUUUCUAUAUAAUAUGUGUUGUUGUUUUUAGCUGAAUCAUUGUAUAGCUGAACAACAUAUAAAUGUGUACUACCACUAUAAAACUGCAAGUUUUUUAAACAAUCAAUUUUUACACUUUUAGUGUACACAUUUAGUACAUUACAAAUGAAGUCAUUAUCUUCACUCGGCUGUUAGUGUACACUUUUUGUACAUUACAAAUGAAGUCAUUAUCUUCACUCGGCUGUUAGUGUACACUUUUUGUACAUUACAAAUGAAGUCCAAUAUCUUCACUCAGCUGUUAGUGUACACUUUUAGUACAUUACAAAUGAAGUCCAAUAUCUUCACUCAGCUGUUAGUGUACACUUUUAGUACAUUACAAAUGAAGUCAUUAUCUUCACUCAGUGUUAGUGUACACUUU